AUGCUGUCGACGUCUCGGUCGCGGGGCUCCGGGCGCGAGCCUGAAGGCUCACCCCGGACUCAGGUCAUAGCGCCCAUGUCGGAGCGGCAGCAGUUGGCUUUAGUGAUGCAAAUCUCAUCGCAAGAAGCCCUACCAGCGGCUCCAACCUCUCCAUCUCCACCAGAAGAAAAGAAAAAGACAAAAAACCACAGAUCAGAGCGUGGAGAAACAACACACAAUACAGGAUCUGCUCGAAGUGACCCUGAACAUGUAAAAAAAAUAGUAGACAAAACUCCUGAAGCCUGUGUUUACAUUGAUAAUUUUCGAGGGACACACACCAUUCGGGCAAGGGAUGACAGCAGUAAGAAAAGUGGCAAUGCAAAUGUCAAUAGUGACAGUAACAAAAGAAACAACAUGGAUGGCCUAGCGCAGGCAGAACAUUUUGAUUCUAAGGAUUCUUCGGCUCAGGACAAAGGGAAUAAUUCAGAAAACAGAGAUGAAGCAGCUCAACAUAAUGCCAGUACGGCGUCUGCUAAUCAAGAAGAAUCAACUAGUGCUACAAAGAAACAAUACACAGACGAAAGUCACGAGACUGAUGCCGCAGAUGACGAAGUUUCUAAAAGAAAGAAACGGAAGGAGAAUGAUGAUAAAGAACCAAUGGCGAAGCCUGCUCCUGUCGCGCGUGGUGCAACUGGACGAAUCCUAACAGGGUCAAAGCCACCAGGUCCAGCUAGUAAAACCGGUGCAUCGGCACUUAGUAAAGGAAGUUCGCAGGGCACGAGUAAAGGCGGGAGUAGUGCUUCGUCUGGGAAGGGGCAGCAGGCGCAGGGGAAGGGGAGUACAGGGGCCAAGGGAAAAUCAUCUGGUGGAUCAAAGGGUUCAGGUGGCUCACUAGCAAGCAAACAAGAUAGGAAGAGUCCGGUCGCGAGUCCUAAACCAAAUUCCGGUAAGGACAACGAUGGUGAUUCGGAGGAGCAGAAGUGCGAGUCGGCCGCUCCGAAAGUACCUCCUCUUAAGAUCGUAAUACCAGGCGGAGCCGGUGGCUCAGGCAACAGGAAUGAACAAGAAGGUAGUUCGGGCCAGAGAGGUGGCGGCAAAGGUCGAGGCAGUGUAUCAACGUUACCCUAUGUCAUUCCUUGUACAAGCAACGACACGGGGCAAACGUCGGACAGCUCUGAUGGUAACUGCGAAGACAAACGCGCUGGUGACGGUGGAAAGGCUGGACAAAGAGUACUUCGUUCGCAUAGGACGAACGAUGGAGAUAAAGAAAAAGACAAGGAACGGACCUCCCCGCAGACAGGCUCCGACAGUCGCUCAGGGUCCGGACAGAAUCAGUCAGCUCUGAAUUCCAAUAAAAGUCCAACACCCUCGGGCUCUGGUCAGGAUGGAGAUCAUUCUACGUCUACAAGUAGCGGGGGCAGAUCUGAGUCAAUCACUAUUUCAGAUGCUGCUGUGGAACUACAUCCUCGGAAGAGAAAAAUAAAAGCAUCCAAAGAUAGUCAUUCCCGAGACACAUCGAAGAACGAUCCGGCUCCAGAUAGUACCAGUGCCAGUCACAACAUAACACAUUCCAACCCUUAUCAAAUGUAUAUUCACAUUCGCAAACAGAUUGACCGGCGUCAAAGAAGCUUAUUUCCAGUGAAACCGAAACCACCUAAAGAUUUCAAUAAAUACUUAAUGAAUCGGUGCACCUAUACUCUUCAAAGUAACGUUAAUCCAGAGCCGCAGAUUGAUAUACCAGUUAAUCUCCCAACGCAAAUGGUGAAUGAAUUUAUUGCUCAGGAAAAGGAAAGAACUCGGCUGCGUAUACAACAUCUAGUAGAAAAAGAGAAACUUGUGUUGGCUGUUGAACAAGAAAUAUUGAGGGUUCACGGUCGCGCCGAACGUGCUGUUGCGAAUCAAGCUCUCCCAUUCUCUGUGUGUACUAUGCUGCGUGACAACGAAGUGUACAAUGUAUUGGCUCCAGAGCAGGAAGAGAAACGCAACGCUCAGCGCUCCCGAUGCAACGGUAGACAAAUCAACUCCUGGCUUCAGGAGGUUGAUGACAAAUGGGAAAAGAUCAAGGUAGGAAUGCUUCGACGGCAGAACACAGAGGUUGAAACUCUACACGCAGUGCAGAUGAUGGGUUGGGAGUGGAAAUUAAAGGAGCUGGGUAUCUGCGACUACAAGACCACACCCAAAAUUGAUCCGGCCCAUGUGCCACAGAUAAACGUGUCAAAUUUUGACUUGCCCGCUUGA
This is a messenger RNA of Diatraea saccharalis (sugarcane borer), 2217 nucleotides long. Lineage: Eukaryota; Metazoa; Arthropoda; Insecta; Lepidoptera; Crambidae. The record is from the annotation of a GenBank genome assembly.